AUGGCUCUGGCCGCUGCGUUGCUGAGCGGCGCUUACUCGCGUGUCAGAUGCUGCAGGCACAAAGGUUUGUGUCCCUCACUCAGACCUCUCCUCAGUGAUUCCGUGUCAAAAUUGUACAGCAGCUACAGGAGGCCAGGGGCACAGCCUGAGAAAAAACCGUCUUGGCAAGAUAUUGAUUUCAGUUUUAAGAAAGGCUUUGAUGUCUUAAAGACUCAGCUAAGCAUGCUGAAGGAGGAGACCGAAAAUUUCUUAAGAGGACCUGGAGGCCAUCCACUCAGUCAGUACCUGUUGGAACAGACAAGGGUGUUGUGGGAGUUUCGGAGCCAAGAAGAUUUAAAUAAAUGGGUUAUUUCCUCCGAUGUAGAGAUUGGAGGGAAAAGUGAAGUUUACCUCAAACUGGGGAGGAAUAACCAGGGUGCUCUGCUCUAUGGAACCCUCAAUACAGAAGUACCUCGUGAUGGGGAGACCAAAUACAGUGGAUAUUGUAGCAUGAGAGCCAAGCCACCCAUGGGAUCUUUUGCUAGGAAGAAGUAUUAUGACUGGUCAAACUUCAACAGCCUGUAUUUACGUGUCCGUGGCGACGGCAGACCUUGGAUGGUGAACAUUUAUACAGAUCCUUACUUCUCUCACCAAAAAGAUGACCUCUACAACUACUUCAUGUUCACCCGAGGAGGCCCAUACUGGGAGGAAAUAAAGAUUCCUUUCUCCAAAUUCUUUCUCUCCAGUCGGGGAAGAGUCCAGGAUGACCAGCAUCCUAUCUGGUUAGACAAGAUUCGUACCCUUGGAUUCACAAUCGGAGAUAAAGUAGAUGGUCCGUUCCAGCUGGAGAUUGAUUUUAUUGGCCUGAUAAACGAUAGAGCUCACACAGAAGAAUUUGCCUAUGAAACAUACGAAAAGAAUCCUCGACUUUAAGUUGAGCUGCUGUUCUUUGGGACCUUCUUCAGAUCAUUAGUUUAUUUUUAUAAAGCACUUCUUAAAAAGUGUGGCUUACAACAACUUGAAGAUUCUAUGUAAACACUGGAGACAAAAGUGUGUCAAGUGUUGACUGUGUAAUCUGACUAGAGGGACAGUGCUGGCAUCAUUGAGCUGCCA
This is a messenger RNA of Antrostomus carolinensis (chuck-will's-widow), 1092 nucleotides long. It is a transcript of the gene NDUFAF1, whose product is annotated as NADH:ubiquinone oxidoreductase complex assembly factor 1. Gene Ontology annotation, cellular component: mitochondrion. The transcript has 4 exons. Gene Ontology annotation, biological process: mitochondrial respiratory chain complex I assembly; mitochondrial electron transport, NADH to ubiquinone. The coding region runs from base 1 to 912 and encodes 303 amino acids. Lineage: Eukaryota; Metazoa; Chordata; Aves; Caprimulgiformes; Caprimulgidae. The record is from RefSeq and is a predicted model, not a curated record.